Molecule: messenger RNA, 2391 nt
Organism: Atta colombica
Lineage: Eukaryota; Metazoa; Arthropoda; Insecta; Hymenoptera; Formicidae
Exons: 5
Coding region: 429-2240 (603 amino acids)
Biological process (GO): mitochondrial protein catabolic process; mitophagy by internal vacuole formation
Cellular component (GO): mitochondrial outer membrane
Source: RefSeq, a predicted model, not a curated record
UAAAUUUACAAAAAUCAUACAACUUUUACCUAAAAAAACGCUCAUCACAUUUGAAAUCGAUUUGACUGAUAAAAGCUAAGGAUACGCAAAUAAAUAGACAACAGAUAUCAUUGCGACAGAUUUAUCUUCGAUUACAUCGUAAGAAAUAUCAAUUUACGAGAAAAUAUACGGGAAAGGGACCACAAGAUUCGCGGAGAUGCGUGACUGAUAGGUCAAAGAUCGCAUCGAGGACAGAGAGAAAGGACCGUGAAAGUUACGAAGCGGAGAAGAAAAGUCAACUUAAGGUGUCUUAAAGUGGUGUGUCUCGAAGUCGUAAAGGUGAUUUUCGAGUGGCGGUUUUAAUCCUCGUUACGCGAACAUAAUAAAUAAAUACGGAUUCGGUAUUUACCAAAGGGAAAUAGGCGUUUCACGAAAAUAAAAUAACAAAGAUGAGCAAACAAAGUGUACCACCUCCAGGCAUCAAUUCCUGCGAAAGGAUCAGACCGGAGCGACCCAGAAAUACGAUACAGAGGCUGGUAUGGGGUCCCGGAACGCAGUUCCAGGUCGGUCAUAUUGGCAUCCCGGAGGAUGAAGGCUCAAAUCCACGGAUGGCGUUGAGAAGAUUACUGAGAUUGUAUGAGGGCAGACAAUAUAGGGAAGCCGCUGGCUUUCUGAUGAAGCUGCCACAUUACACCUUAAAGGCUGCAUUGCCGGAUAUUCCAGUGGACCUGUUGAUCGAAACGCUACCACACAGCCUCACCUUGCUGGAAGCGCUUUACUCCCGAUUGUUAGAACUAAACAUCAGCGACAUGAAGAUCUUGCGGAUCGAGCAAGUCCUCUGGAGGGUGGUGCACCUGAUAUCCAGUCAAGAUCACUUCCGACCGCGAAUCUGGUGUAAACUUCUCGUGUCAUUGAACAGAUUAUCGCCCAAUACGAAGAGUACGCUGCUAUCGAGAAGACGUGCUCUAGACAGAGCUGUAGAAGGACUUGGCAAACAUGGAUUAGUGCCUUCCUCGCAAACAAACAUCUCUGAGAACUCCGUUACGCCAAAUUUAGUACCAUUGCCGGUGGCAUUGAGAGAAGAGCUCGAGACGCGAACGGAAGCAUACAAAUUAGCGUUACACAAGAUUGAAAACUUUGGCAAACACGCUGGAACUAAUAAAGCGGAUCAAGGUGUACAAGCGGCUUCGCAUCAACGGCAGCUUUCCCUGAAGUACAGCGAGAUCCAGCAACGCCUGAUCGAUAAUCAGAGCUUGCUGAACACCUUGGAGAAAGCGGGCGGACCGUGUAGCUUAGAGAAUUUACUAGCGGAGUUGAAACGCCGGGUCGAGCAGGAUAAGGAGGCGCUCCGGGAAUGGACGGCCUUGAGGAAAUCGACCUCCGGAUCGACGAACAUGAAAAAUCCGGCUCUCGCUGCCAGAUUGUUGCAGUUUUCGAGAGGUUGCGCACUCGCGCUGCAGUUCAUGAACGAAGAUAAACUACAGAUUCUCUAUCUAGACGAAAAUCUCGGUGACGACUACGAGGAAGAGUCCAGUAGCGCUGGCUAUCACACGGAUGAGAGUUGCAGCCCGACUCCGGAGCCAGUUGUAACGGGUAUCAAUUGCGAGGCACUCAACGCAGAAGAAAAUUGUUCAGAUUUAACCUCAGCCAAUAUCACAGUGGAACAACUCGCCGAGAGAUACGGCACUCUCUAUGCUCAGGCCAACUUGCAUACCCUGGAUGCUCUAGAUGCAUUAGAACCCCUUAAGGACGCUUGUGAUUUGAAAGCGAAGAUUCUCUACUCGGUGGUAGUGCUCUCGUGGCGUCUGGCUGGCAUGGUCCAGACAUCGAGGCGCCUGGAAGCCUUGAAGAUCCUGAACGGCGUGACCACGGCCCAGACGGCGGAGGCUUCUCCGGAGCUCGAGGAAUGCAUUAAAAGGCAGUUGGCCAUUUCCGGGGUACAAACCGGUUCUCGUGAGGUCGCCGAGCAGGUGGUCAGUCAGUUGGAGAGGACACUGUACGACUUUCCAUGUCUGCGUGGAUGCGCUGAGGUCAAGAGUUACGCCACCGCGUGCUCCACUUUGGCUUGGGCGUGUCUGGCACGUUCCACGCCGCUGGUACUCGAUGUAGCGCAAAGUUUGGAGUUCCGCAGAGAGGUGCAAGUAAGACAUCAUGCUUCUCCGGAUCCGCACGGGACUAGGAUCAGAUCAGUCUUGUGGCCAGGGCUUCGGGAAGGCUGUCAAGGUCCCUGUCUUCACAGAGCCAUCGUGCUAACUUGCUGAAGCACUGCAACUUUUCUAUAAAAAAGGAAUAAAAGCGAAUGCAGAACUGUCUUUGAAAAACAUGUUCAUGAUGCGAAAAUAUUUUUCAUAUACAUGAAAUUUUUUUCAAUAUACACAGGGAGUUCACUGAAUUGAUCACACUUAUCAGGUA